Suricata suricatta (meerkat) is the source of this 1282-nucleotide messenger RNA. It is a transcript of the gene LSM4, whose product is annotated as LSM4 homolog, U6 small nuclear RNA and mRNA degradation associated. The record is from RefSeq and is a predicted model, not a curated record. Gene Ontology annotation, cellular component: P-body; spliceosomal tri-snRNP complex; U6 snRNP. NCBI's taxonomy places the organism in Eukaryota, Metazoa, Chordata, Mammalia, Carnivora, Herpestidae. Gene Ontology annotation, biological process: nuclear-transcribed mRNA catabolic process; spliceosomal snRNP assembly; P-body assembly. Gene Ontology annotation, molecular function: U6 snRNA binding. The coding region runs from base 130 to 690 and encodes 186 amino acids. The transcript has 3 exons.
GCCUUAAUUAGCUCCCCUGAAGACUGGCAUCGUUGGUUGCUGCUCUGGCCAGCCUUGCCACCCCCUCCUGCCCUCUUCACCGAUCACAGAGUCCCACACCCAGCUCAGAGCUUGUCCUGAGAUACGUAGAUGAAUGAGGGAGUCAGGGCACGAGGAGGGGGUUCUGGAAGGUGGGUUCUAGAAGGCUGGGGGCCAGAGGGUAGAGGAGCUGGUCUAUGGCCGGGCUGUGGCCAUGCCUGGUGCAUAGGGCACGGCCUUCUCUGGGCUUUAGGCUGCAGGAAACAAACCCUGUCCCACUCUGGAGGACAGGUCAGAAAUGAGGAAGCUAUCUCGUGUGAUUGCCUGACGCCUCCUGCAAAAAGGGGGACCAAGAGUCUGGAGAGAUGCCACUGGAAGACAGCUCCCCAGCCCCAGGACGGGGACAAGUUCUGGCGGAUGCCCGAGUGCUACAUCCGCGGCAGCACCAUCAAGUACCUGCGCAUACCUGACGAGAUCAUCGACAUGGUCAAGGAGGAGGUGGUGGCCAAGGGCCGGGGCCGCGGCGGCCUGCAGCAGCAGAAGCAGCAGAAGGGCCGAGGCAUGGGGGGCGCCGGGCGAGGUGUGUUUGGUGGCCGGGGCCGAGGUGGCAUCCCAGGCACAGGCAGAGGUCAGCCAGAAAAGAAGCCGGGCAGACAGGCGGCCAAACAGUGAGCGUCCCCUGGUCCCCCAGAGACUUGAGCUGCCACUGAGCAUCUGCCACCGCUCCCGGAGGCCGUGCUGCUGCUCCGGACUCACGCGUGUGUCCAGAACAAAAAGAAGAGGCAGGUGGUGGGGAAGAACCCCCUUCCCUCCCCGCCUGUCGUUCUGUGAUCCUUUUUGCGUAAGCCCCCCACCCCCGCCCCUUUUAUUUUUUAAAGCCGGCAGUUCUACAGUUGGAUAUGUUAUUGGUGUUUUGGGUUUUGUGAAGCCGCAGCCAACUUGAUUCCUGGAAGAUUCUGUUUUAAUAUGUCUUUAAAGCCCUCGCUCUUGCUUAGAGGGCUGGCGCUUUCCAAACAAGCUUGUUUUGCAUUUUGAGUCGGAUCCUCCUGUGGUGAACAGACCGGAGGUUUUUAUUUUAAGCUGUUUGCACUGACAUGGACAGCCUCGGGAGUUCCUGAAACCCGGACCUCAGAACUGCCUUUUGAAAACAAAUACGGAGGAACGUAGGCCACAGAAGCUGUUCCUGGGGCGUUGCUGGGCCCUGCCCCUUUGCCUCCUCUCUCCCCGUUUGUGUUACAAAAAUAAAAACAAAUACAACCACCAA